Boleophthalmus pectinirostris (great blue-spotted mudskipper) is the source of this 2606-nucleotide messenger RNA. RefSeq names its product amyloid beta (A4) precursor protein-binding, family B, member 1 (Fe65). The record is from RefSeq and is a predicted model, not a curated record. Lineage: Eukaryota; Metazoa; Chordata; Actinopteri; Gobiiformes; Gobiidae. Gene Ontology annotation, molecular function: transcription factor binding; amyloid-beta binding. Gene Ontology annotation, cellular component: nucleus; cytoplasm. Gene Ontology annotation, biological process: regulation of DNA-templated transcription. The coding region runs from base 195 to 2606 and encodes 803 amino acids. The transcript is spliced from 17 exons.
UCGCUCCGUGACGCGAGCCUGACGCAGUCCGCCUCCAUCAGCUGCAGAGCCCGAAAGCUCCGACACAAACACCGCCUAGACACAACCGAGCGAGACCCCGACAGCCGCGGAAACAUGUAGAUCCAGCGCACAGCUCGACACACAAGCACAGAGCAGGGGAUCGGGGACGCCGAGCUGUUUCAUUGUCAGCAGCCAUGGGGGGCCACGACGAUGAAGACAUGCCUUACCUGGUGGGCAAACAGAAGCAGGACGAGGAGCUGAAGAACAAGUUGUGGUGCGACCAGGAGCCCACCGCCAACAACGCCAAGUGGCUCAAAGAGGGACAGAACCAACUGAGGAAAGUCACAGAGAACCAGCACGAUCAGGACCACAACUGCAAUAUCAGCCACAACGGCAACAGCACUCAGGACGAGCAGCAGGGCAACGAGGAGCAGAGCAAGUCCCCCAAAAAGGCUCUGACGCCCGCGCUCAACCAGGAGGAAUCCAAGAACAUCCUGAACGAGGCGCUGGUGGAGGCGCUGGUCAUUGACUCCCUGGACAUCAGUGAGAAGGAGGAUAAGACAGAGGAGGAUGACCAUGAGAAGGACGAGCAGAUGGGAGGGGGCAGCAGAGGAGAGAAGGAGCCGGAGGGGCAGGAGGCUGAGGAGGCUCAGACGGAGUCAAGUGCAGAGGUGCACAGGGAGGGCAGUGUGAGCGGGAGGAGUGCAUGUUUGCUUUUCUCCAACAUGAAUGAGACGCCCGUGGAGGAGGAGACCAGCUGGGCUCCUCUGUGCCAGGAUAACCCAGCAGAAACCACGCCCAAUGGUAACAGAGAGUCCUUCUGGGAUUCCAGUGCUUUUGAGACGGACACAGAGCUGCCCUCAGGGUGGAUGCGAGUGCGGGACACCUCAGGCACAUACUACUGGCACAUCCCCACAGGGACCACCCAGUGGGAUCCCCCCUCUCCCCUUGGAAGGGUCUCUGACUGUCUGCUGUCCUCCAGCAUGUCCCUGGAGACUACACCUGUGGAGGAGCCUGAAGAUUCUUGGAGCCAUCUUUCCAACACAGAAGAAACUGCUCAAGAAGGAGAGCUUUGGAAGGAGGGCGAGGUGGCACCAGACCCAAGCCUAAAGGAGUUUGAAGGAGCAACAUUACGCUAUGCAUCCAUUAACCUCAACUACAACAGCUCCCAGUCUGAGGAUGAAGAGAAGCUUGCUCCCCUGUCUUCUGGUGUAGAGGCAAAGUGUUUUGCUGUGCGCUCGCUGGGCUGGGUGGAGAUGUCUGAGGAGGAUCUGACUCCAGGCAAAAGCAGUGUGGCUGUAAACAACUGCAUCCGCCAGCUGUCCUACCACAAGAACAACAUCCACGAUACAGCCGGCAUCUGGGGAGAGGGCAAAGACAUGCUGAUGGUGUUGGAGAGUGACACCAUGAAGCUGAUCGAUCCUCUGGGGCAGACCCUGCUCCACGCUCAGCCCAUCGGCAGCAUCCGAGUGUGGGGAGUGGGCAGGGAUAACGGCAGGGACUUUGCUUAUGUGGCCAGAGACAACCUGACACAGGUCCUAAAGUGCCACGUGUUCCGCUGUGACUCUCCAGCCAAAAACAUUGCCACCAGUUUACAUGAGAUGUGCUCAAAGAUCAUGAAUGAGAGGAAGGCAGCGAGACCCGGGGGAGGCAGACUGAGCACUGAUCUGAACAAGCCAUUGGGAAUCCCUGAAGAGUUCCCCGCGCCCAAGAACGAGCUCUUCCAGCGCUUCCAUGUCUACUACCUGGGAUGUGAAGUGGUGUCCAAACCAGUCGGAGUGGACGUGAUCAAUGAUGCUUUAGAGGCAGCCAUGAACAGCAAAGAGCAGAGUGAAUGGACCCCAGUGUCUGUGAACGUGGCCCCAGCUACACUCACCAUCCUGACCACACAGAAUGAGGAGGUCCUAGCAGAGUGCCGUGUGCGCUUCCUGUCCUUUAUGGGCGUGGGCAAAGACGUGCACACCUUCGCCUUCAUCAUGGCCGAAGGACCCAGCGACUUCACCUGCCACAUGUUCUGGUGUGAGCCCAAUGCAGCCAGUCUGAGCGAGGCUGUGCAGGCCGCCUGUAUGUUGCGUUACCAGAAAUGCCUGGACGCCCGCCCGCCCAGCCUGGCCUCCUGUCUGCCCACUCCCCCGGCUGACUCGGUGGCUCGGAGGGUGCGUAAGGGCGUGCAGAGCCUGCUGGGCAGCUUUAAGAGCUACAGGUCGGGCUCUCAGUCUCCUGAAAGCACCCCAAGCAAGAGCCCCAGCCAGAGGCAAAUCUACAGCGACCUGUGUGAAGAUGUGAAGUACGAGUACGUGAUGUUGGGAGUUGCCAGCGUACGUGCCCUGGGGGAAGGGGGAGGAGGGGGGCCAGAGGGAGGCUCCGGGGCCGAUUCAGUCAAGGGCACCUCAAGGGGAAGUGCAAAUGGAAGAGAUGCAACGUGUCCGAGCUGGUCCCCGCGGCUGAGCCCGCGGCUGAGCCCGUGGCUGAGCCCGCGGCCAGGCGUGCGCUCUGAGCUUCCGCGGACUCCUAGCUCCGACCAGGCCGUGUGCUCCGGUUCACGGGUCUUUGUCUUCUCCUUCUUCCAGACGCACCUGAUGCGUCCAAAUCGAGGUGUCCAGUGA